AAAAAAAAAGAGGAAGAAAAAUACCCAUUGAUUAUAGAAGACCCGUCUCUUCCUUAUCGAACUGUAUAUGUAUUUUCUAACUUAGUUUAAAAGUUAGCUAACUCCCUUUAUUUUAGGAAAAGGAGCCGUUACAAGGCGUAAAGAUCAUGAUCAGGUAGCCAGCCUCUUAAUAUUAACAACGUAAAUUACCCAACCAUAUCCCAACCAUAGCUCAAAAUGAGUCCAAGUACUGAGGUAAGCUAUCAAGUUAACGUGCCCUUUUCGUGGGAGCACAAGCCUGGAGUUUCCAAGAUUAAACAUCAUCAUCAAGAAAGCAUUGUCCUUGAUGUAUGGAAAUAUUCCAUGCAAAAGCAGUCGCCUCCUCCUCCUUGCCCUUCAAAGAGCAGUACUAAUAAUAACUUCUCUUUUCAUCAUCAAGACCUUCCAUUUCGUCUUCCUGCUUUGAAGGCUCCAUCUAAAAUUAGUUAUUUCAAAAAGGUUAUUGGGUAUCAUCGAGAAGAUGAAGACCCCUUUCUUGUGGCUUACAAGAAGUGCACUACAUCUAAGGAUCAUGGCAAGAUCAGAAGGUUGAACAUUAAUGCUUUUCAAACUUUGUCCUGUAAGUACUCGUGCCCUGUUGCUAGAUGAUAAUUUAGCAAGGAUGUCUCAGAUUCCUGGAUCCAUGAUGAAAGGACGGGAAAUAGAGAGUUUAAGGAGUGGGUGAGCAGAAUGGAUUCAUACAUAUUCAUAAAUUUUGACGAGUUUUUUUGCUUUUCUUUCUCGUUGCAACCAUCUGGUGGGUCUGCGACUUGAUAGUAUAUACUUAAUUGGGAAGUGUACUUGGAAGUUGGAAAGUCUUCUAGGUAAAAAAUAAAGAAAGAACAUGUGGUGAGACUUUUA
Ricinus communis (castor bean) is the source of this 879-nucleotide messenger RNA. RefSeq lists its product as uncharacterized. The transcript has a single exon. NCBI's taxonomy places the organism in Eukaryota, Viridiplantae, Streptophyta, Magnoliopsida, Malpighiales, Euphorbiaceae. Bases 217 to 627 code for a protein of 136 amino acids. The record is from RefSeq and is a predicted model, not a curated record.